Messenger RNA from Myotis lucifugus (little brown bat), 1892 nucleotides. RefSeq lists its product as uncharacterized. Bases 1 to 888 code for a protein of 295 amino acids. Lineage: Eukaryota; Metazoa; Chordata; Mammalia; Chiroptera; Vespertilionidae. The transcript is spliced from 5 exons. The record is from RefSeq and is a predicted model, not a curated record.
AUGGACCGCCCUCAACUCCAUCGACCGGAGUCCUUCAAGUUCAGUUGUGGGAGAGCUGGCCAGUACCGAAGGUUUCAGCAACCAAGAGGGAAAAACAGCUCAUUCAAAAGGAAGGGGAUUGAAAGAUGGCAUAAAGCUGUGUCUACCAACUUGGUAAAACAAAAUGUAUUGGUCCCCAAAGAGGAACCGUCCAGUGGCAGCGACAUGGAAUUUCAUGAAAGCCAGCAAAGUCAGAAAAAAAGUGUGAUGAAGAAAGUGAAGACCUUCGUCGGGAGGAUGCUGUCAGCUCGGCACAGACACAAGCCAGCCGGUUCGGGCGCCACCAGCCCCCAGGAAGCCCUCCUUCCCCACCCGCAGAGCCUUCUUCCUGGAGGUGCCCAGGAGCUGCCGCCGCCCAGGCUCCGCUCCACACCGAGGACGAGAAAACUCCCACAGAACGCAGCUCUCCAACUCGACGUUGUAGAAGCAGAGACGGAGGAGAUCACCCGUGGAAGCACACUGCUCCGGGCCAGAACCACCCGGCGGCUGUCAGUGACAUCCCUCCCGGCGACAUCCCUCCCGGCAGGGCUGCACAAGGCUCCACGCUCCGCAAAAAAGAGACCACACUUUCCAGCACUUAGAAAGAGGAAACACGGCACGAGAAAUGUCCUCCGGAAACCAGACUUGACAGUAGGAAAGCUUCAAAUGCAGGUGGAUGACCUCAUAGAAACAGUGACGGACAAGUCCAUGAAGUUACUGGCCCAAAGGCACGCUGAGCUUCAACAGUGCGAGUUUCUAGGGGACGAAAUUCUUCAGUCUUCUAAGCAGUUCCAGAGGAUUUCCAAGAGAACCAUGAGGAAGUAUAAAUUGAAGAAUGUGUGUUUCCCAUGUACCUGCUGCUGCUUCUGAUUUUGUUCUGGAUUGCAUAAAAGUUAUCUUCAUAGGGAUUCUUACCUUUUGGUACAUAAUCCUGAAUAAAUCCCUCUAGUGAAUGAAUCAGUGGGGAGGAGGCAUUUUUUAUAAUAUUCUGCCCCACAGUCCUUAAAAAAUUACUUUUUUAAAAAUUAAUUUUUAAUUCUAACUUACUAUAAGCAAAUUUUUGCUUCAUAAUUCUUAUAAAUAAUAAAAAAAUAGAAACAUUAAGGCAUAACAAUUCUGCAAAAAUAUUUCUCCCAUGAUUGCCUUUAAAUACAACAAAGUAUUUAAAGGUAUUACCACACUUUUUGCUUGCCCGCUGUAUCUCAGUGGUUGAGCGUCUUCCUAUGAACCAGGAGACCAGGGUUUGAUUCCCGGUUAGGGCACAUGCCCAGGAUUGUGGGCUCAAUCCCCCGUGUGGGGCGUGCAGGAGGCAGCCUAUCAAUGAUUCUCUCUCAUCAUUGAGGUUUCUCUCACUUCCUCUCAGAAAUAAAUAAAAAUAUAUAUUUUAAAAAAGGUAUUAUGACACUUUUAAUAUAACUACAACUGAGCUAAUUUCAAAUUUUCAUGUUUUUAAAUAUAAAAAUUCUUAAAAUUACAAAAAUGUAACACUAUUAAGGUAUGAUUCAUGUAAAGUGUCAUGUUUCUGAACUAAAAUAAAUGAAUAAAGCUGAAACCUAACAAGUAUUGAAAAUGUAAUUUAAUACUUAAGAAAAUUACAGGUGAUUCAGCCUUAGUUUACUUUUAAAAAGGUCAUGAAUUCCUUUAAGCAAGACCAUAUUCAUAUACUAUUCUAAAAUUACUCUUCACUUUAUCAACUUUUCUCCACUGAAAGUUAUUCCCAAGGAACAAAACAGUUGAGAGGAAAUAUGAACAAAACAUUUAUUUUUUUUAUUAUUUUUUAAAAAUAUAUUUUAUUGAUUUCAGAGAGGAAUUAAGAGGGAAAGAGAGAUAGAAACAUCAAUGAUGAGAGAAUCAUUGGCUGGCUGCCUCCUGCA